AUGGUUUCGAUUCCUUUCACUGCCGUUACCAUUCUUUUACUAAAUCUCUCUUCUUGUUUGUGUGUUAGAAAUAACACUUUUGGACAAAAAGGUUUCUCAUCUGCUUUGGCAACAUGGUAUGGCGAUGAAACCGGUUCCGGAAGUGCAGGAGGUGCUUGUGGAUGGGAGGAUGAUGUGAAGUAUCCACCAUUCUCAUCGAUGAUAGCAGCAGGAAAUGCAAAUAUAUUUUUAAAAGGAAAAGGAUGUGGACAUUGUUUUCAGAUAUUUUGUAGCCGACAACCAUACUGCUCAGGUAAACCAGUUACUGUAACGAUUAGCGAUGAGUGUCCUGGGGCAUGUAACGAUGUCCCGUUCCAUUUUGAUCUAAGCGGGUUUGCUUUCGGUUCCAUGGCAAACCCUGGCCAAGAUCACAAUCUACGACAACUUGGCCAAGUAGAUGUUAGUUACCAAAGGGUACCAUGCAGCUAUGGAGGUACAGACAUUGCAUUUAGAGUUGAUAAAAAAUGUAACCCAUAUUGGUUUGGCGUAGCACUAGAGUAUGCAGAUGGGGAUGGUGGUUUUCAGUCUGUGGAGAUAGCGGAAAGUGGUACUCAAAACUUUGUUGGUAUGAAUAACAUUUGGGGUGCGGUUUGGGAAAGAGACAUUGAUCCAUCAUUUCAACCUCCAUAUUCUUUCAGGCUCACCUCUGCUGAUGGGAAAACCUCUGUAGCAAAUAAUGUGAUUCCUCAAAGUUUUGCAGUUGGUCAGAAGUACUUAUCAAAUAGAGGUAGUUUAGCCAUUUCAUCAAAAACUUAA
Molecule: messenger RNA, 795 nt
Organism: Helianthus annuus (common sunflower)
Lineage: Eukaryota; Viridiplantae; Streptophyta; Magnoliopsida; Asterales; Asteraceae
Product: putative expansin-B14
Exons: 5
Coding region: 1-795 (264 amino acids)
Biological process (GO): sexual reproduction
Cellular component (GO): extracellular region
Source: RefSeq, a predicted model, not a curated record